Fusarium coffeatum is the source of this 966-nucleotide messenger RNA. RefSeq lists its product as uncharacterized. Bases 1 to 966 code for a protein of 321 amino acids. Gene Ontology annotation, biological process: lipid biosynthetic process. The record is from RefSeq and is a predicted model, not a curated record. Lineage: Eukaryota; Fungi; Ascomycota; Sordariomycetes; Hypocreales; Nectriaceae. The transcript is spliced from 3 exons. Gene Ontology annotation, molecular function: iron ion binding; oxidoreductase activity.
AUGGACGCUAUACUAGAGAUCCUCGACCCGUAUGUCUUCGACCACGGAUACGCAUACUUGUUCCCCCAACAAACACAGCUGCAAUACGGCGCCAACUCAACGGGCUUCGCGACAUCCUCCAAGAACUUCGACGAUGAAUACUCUCUCAACUUUGGCUCAUCGCUGCCUCGCGACGAUAUUUACCGCCAAAGCGCUUCAAUUCUCAUGAUUGCUGGCUUCGGCGCCGCUUUUAUUUACGUUAUCUCCGCCGCCAUCUCAUAUUACUUUGUUUUUGACCGCCGUCUUGAACACCACCCUCGAUUCCUCAAGAACCAGAUCAGACAGGAGGUCCAGUCUAGUUUCUUCGCCAUUCCUAUUAUCGACCUUCUUACCCUGCCUUUCUUCCUUGGAGAGGUGCGCGGUCACAGUCUGCUGUACACGAAUAUCGACGAGUACGGCUGGUCGUGGUUGGCGAUUUCUACUGUUCUUUACAUGGUCUUUAAUGAUCUUGGUAUCUACUGGAUUCACCGUCUCGAGCACCACCCUAGCAUUUACAAGUACAUUCACAAGCCUCACCACAAGUGGAUUAUUCCUACUCCCUGGGCUGCCAUUGCUUUCCACCCCGUCGAUGGCUACGUCCAAUCGCUCCCUUACCAUGUCUUCGUCUACAUCUGCCCCAUGCAGAAGCACCUCUACAUGUUCCUCUUCGUCUGCGUUCAGGUCUGGACCAUCCUCAUCCACGACGGCGACAUGAUUACCGGCCACUGGCUCGAGAGGUUUAUCAACAGCCCCGCCCACCACACUCUUCACCACAUGUACUUCACCUGCAACUAUGGUCAGUACUUCACAUGGGCCGACAACUACUGGGACUCCCACCGAGCUCCCAUGCCCGAGCUGGAUCCCAUCCACGAGUCCAUUAGAGUCAUGAAGGAGAAGGGACUUGCGGACAAGGAUGGUAACCCCAUCAAGAAGUCCAAGAAUGAGUAA